Molecule: messenger RNA, 732 nt
Organism: Camelus dromedarius (Arabian camel)
Lineage: Eukaryota; Metazoa; Chordata; Mammalia; Artiodactyla; Camelidae
Product: keratin-associated protein 17-1
Exons: 1
Coding region: 38-334 (98 amino acids)
Source: RefSeq, a predicted model, not a curated record
GGCGCGGUCCUGACCUGCGACCUGACCAGCGGGGACCAUGGGGUGCUGCCCAGGGGACUGCCUCGCCUGCUGCACGCAAGAACAAGACUGCUGUGAGGUGUGCUGCUGCCAGCCCUCCUGCUGCGGCUGCUGCGGCAACUGCUGCGGCUGCGGCGGCGGCGGCGGCGGCUGCGGCGGCGGCUGCUGCGGAUCAGGCUGCGGGGGCUGCGGGGACUGCGGGGGCUGCGGCGGCUGCGGCGGCUGCGGGAGCUGCUGCGGCUCCAGCUGCUGCGGCUCGUCGGGCUGCUGCGGGCCCGUGUGCUGCCAGCCCACGCCCAUCUGCGAGACGAAAUGAAGACCGUUCCGCCCUCUCCGCGGAGGCGGUGCAGGGAGAGCCUCCGUCUGCCCCAGGCGGAGACCGCGGGCCCCCAGGCCGAGACCGCGGGCCCCCAGGCCCUUCCGCGUGCCCGAGACAGUGGCCUGCCUCCUGUGUCUUUUGUAGAAGAUUUAGUCUUUAAAGCCGGCCCGGGGCUUUCAAGGCACUGAGAACAAGAGCCACAUGCUGGUGAGAAGUGACAGCUGGGUCCCACCGCACCCAAAAGUGGUACCCGAAGCUCAAAGGGUGAAUCCUCAUGGCUUGUUUCCCCACCAUGAUGUUAAAAGGACACCUUCUUAUUUAAAGUGACUUUCUGCUUUCCUGAGAUGCAAACAUUCCUCUUUGUUAACUUAAUAAAUUCAAGCGUGCUGGCAUAA